Ricinus communis (castor bean) is the source of this 1901-nucleotide messenger RNA. RefSeq names its product heptahelical transmembrane protein 4. Gene Ontology annotation, molecular function: signaling receptor activity. Lineage: Eukaryota; Viridiplantae; Streptophyta; Magnoliopsida; Malpighiales; Euphorbiaceae. The record is from RefSeq and is a predicted model, not a curated record. Gene Ontology annotation, cellular component: membrane. The transcript is spliced from 4 exons. The coding region runs from base 440 to 1639 and encodes 399 amino acids.
AUAAAGGAAAAUAAGUUUGUCUGUGAUUGCAGAAAAGCCGUAACAAAAUUAACCAGCAACUAUUACACAUAAAUAUUUUCAAUAAUAUUUAUUAUUAUUCUCCACGAAGAAUCCAUCUUCGGUAUCUCCGCAUCUCUCCUCAUCUGUGCCAUUUCUCUGCGACUCUCUCUUUUGUUCCGUCUCUCUCUUUAAAUCAAUAAGAUCACACAAUCUAUCAUCGUUGAGCUCUAUGUUUCUUUCUGUUUUCUUUCUUGCCCUUGUUUUAUAGGUUUCUUUUUCUCUUUUCUUGCAAAUACUUUUUCUUUUUUGUCGUUUUAUUUUCUUUUGGCGGCUUGAAUCUUUUUGUUGCGUUUGAUUGUGAAUUGUUUAUAUAAAUCUUUCUAUCUAAAGAAUUCCCAUCUGGGUUUUCUUUCUCAGUUGGCGUUCUUCAUUUUCAGCCAUGACGGUUAGUGAAAGGAGAAACAGUGAUGGCUACGAUAUAACAUCUGAAACAAUGGAGGUGCAUCAAACGAGCUCUUCAAAGGUUGGUAAAGGGAAGAGAUUAUGGAAUAAAGUGAAGUAUCAACUAGUAGAAUAUCAUUCUCUGCCAGGUUAUUUGAGGGAUAAUGAGUACAUUUUGGGCCAUUAUCGAGCUGACUGGCCUCUGAAGCAGACUCUGUUAAGCAUCUUCAGUGUCCACAAUGAAACAUUAAAUGUUUGGACGCAUUUGAUUGGUUUCUUCAUUUUCCUUUCCCUGACCAUAUACACUGCCAUGAAGGUUCCAAAGGUUGUUGACCUUCACUCGAUACAACUCCCGGAAGUGUUGAAAGCUGAUUUGCACAAAUUGCAUGAAUGCCUCCCUUCUUUACCCACCAUGACUGAUAUGCACAGACUUAGGGAGGAACUAAAGACAACCUUGCCUUCAGGGUGGCACAUUAUGGAACUUCUAUACAACUGUUUGCCGGAGCGAUUUUCCAAUGGCAACCACACAGACGCCUGUGUAUUGCGAAGCAUGAAGGAGGAUGUGGCUAACCUUAUAGCCCCUCUGAUGGUGAGGCCAAUCACACGGUGGCCAUUUUUUGCGUUCUUGGGUGGGGCUAUGUUUUGCUUACUAGCUAGCAGCACGUGCCAUCUUCUCUCUUGCCACUCCGAACGCAUGUCAUACAUCAUGCUUAGGCUUGACUAUGCUGGAAUUGCAGCACUUAUAUCUACCUCUUUUUACCCUCCUGUUUACUACUCCUUCAUGUGCAACCCUUUUUUCUGCAACCUUUAUUUGGGGUUCAUCACCAUAUUAGGAAUUGCCACUGUUUUGGUCUCUCUCCUGCCAAUGUUCCAAACGCCUAAGUUCCGUCCCAUUCGAGCAGCUCUCUUCUCUGGCAUGGGAUUGUCAGGAAUAGCACCAAUCCUGCACAAGCUUAUCUUGUUCUGGAACCAACCUGAGGCACUCCACACAACAGGCUAUGAAGUUCUUAUGGGAGUUUUAUAUGGAAUGGGAGCAGUGGUUUAUGCUACAAGGAUACCGGAACGAUGGAUGCCUGGAAGAUUUGACAUUGCUGGGCACAGCCACCAGCUUUUCCAUAUAUUAGUGGUGGCUGGGGCUUACACUCAUUAUCACGCAGGGCUGGUUUACCUCAAGUGGCGGGACUUGGAAGGAUGCUAGAGAAAUGAUAUCCCGAAGCUUGAAAUAAUUAAUCAGCUGAUGAAAUAUUAUGCUACUACAUUGUAAUAGGUAUAAGUAGGUUUAGAAAUAGGAAUGCAGCGGAAAAAAGCAGAAUACUUAGCCCUCCAUUAGUUCUGUGUAUAGUGGAAUACAUGAUUAUAUAUAUCAUGUAUGAUAACACUGUUGUAUUUGACGCAGCAAAGGUAGGAAUUGAUGGAGCCUGUCCUGACUAAUACGGACAAGGACUGCUUUCAGUUUUUCA